Molecule: messenger RNA, 2674 nt
Organism: Monodelphis domestica (gray short-tailed opossum)
Lineage: Eukaryota; Metazoa; Chordata; Mammalia; Didelphimorphia; Didelphidae
Gene: DUOXA1
Product: dual oxidase maturation factor 1
Biological process (GO): protein transport
Cellular component (GO): endoplasmic reticulum membrane
Source: RefSeq, a predicted model, not a curated record
CGUCUCUGGGUCCGGGCUAGUAUUCAUGCCGCAGGAAAGCUAGGGUUGAGGUCACAUCAGGUUUGAGGUGAAGGAAUGAGGCGGGUGGCAGAGUACCCACGUCCUUUGGGGCACCUUGAAUUAGGGACGGAGGAAUCUGCUCUUUCGAGGCUUCUCUGUGGCGAAAGGGUAGGGAUCUAAAUGAUCUAAAUACCCGAGGGCAAGGAUCUAAAUGAGAAGGGAUUCCACUCCCACCUCCAUUUCCAGUAGUCUCUAGACAAUAGUCCCCAGACCAUACCCAGCUAGAUCAAUUCACGCUUUAAAAUAGGGGGAAAUAAAGAAAACCGCCGCCACCACCACCUUUUUCCCUGCGCCAAGCAGGACGUAGCUAAAGUAGGACUUCUUAAAACCCAGAAGUCAUUUGUGCGAUUCUUUGAGCACUAGUCUCUCCCACUCUCCACUGCGAAGUCCCCAAGAGGUCCCUAUGAUAUCUCUGGAGAUCAACACUCUCACGACCGGUGCGACUGGACUGUACGCAAUCUAAGCCCACUUGACCCCAGUGCAGCCCAUCCGGUGGGCUGGAAUGGAAAGAGCCUCACAUUGUGGGAAGGACCCAGGAUCUCGGGCUCUUUCAACCCAGCCCUAGUUUUGCUGUCUGCCUCCUGACCCAGCGCCAAGAUGUCAGCCCUUGGACACACAUUCCCCUUCUAUGCUGGCCCCAAACCCACCUUCCCCAUGGAUACCACUUCAGCAGUCAUCAUCACAGUCUUCUUAACCCUACUGGUCACUUUCAUCGGUAUCCUGCCUGGUAUCAGAGGCAAGAUGAGGCUGUUUUGGCUGCUUCGGGUUGUGACCAGCCUAUUCAUUGGAGCAGCCACCCUGGCUGUGAACUUCAGUGGGGAGUGGUCUGUGGGCCAGGUCAAUACCAAUACUACAUAUAAGGCCUUCAGCCCCUUGAGGAUCAAUGCAAAUGUAGGGUUGCAAAUUGGUCUUCGAGGGAUCAAUAUUACCCUUACAGGGACACCAAUACGGCAACUGAAUGAGACCAUUGACUACAAUGAGCAGUUCAGAUGGCAUUUUGGACAAAAUUAUGCUGAGGAGUACAUUGAAGCGCUGGAGAAGGGGGUGCCUGACCCAGUACUCUACCUGGCAGAGAAAUUUACUCCAAACAAUCCCUGUGAUCUGUACCGCCAAUACCGGCUGGCUGGACACUAUGCUUCUGCCACACUCUGGGUGGCAUUCCUCUGCUGGCUAUUAUCGAAUGUGCUGCUAUCCAUGCCUGCAUUAGUUUAUGGUGGGCACAUGCUCCUGGCCACGGGAGCCUUCCUCAUCUUCUCAUUGCUCUUCUUCUCCUCGGCCACCACACUGACCCCACUGUGCCCGCUCCGCCUGGGCUCUGCUUCCCUGCACAUUCAACGUGGACCUGCCUUCUGGAUCACACUGGCUACUGGGUUGCUGUGUAUUCUGCUGGGCCUGAUUGUGAUGGUAAUGCACAGAAUACAACCUGACAGGCUGAAAAUUUUCUUCAACCAAAGUGGGAUCGAAGAACCUGAAAAAGGAGCAGGUCCAGAGGAAGGAGGACUCUUGAGUCCCCGAUACAGGAUUUCCCAAGAGAGCCCUGGGGACCAAGACAUAACUCUGUCAGAGGCUCCCAGUGAGGAGUGCCCUAGGGAGGGACCCAUCAGUCCUGUAGAGGAUCCCCUGAGAGAGCCAGAGAGUUGCUUAUAACAUUCUAUCUCCUAUACCACACUGGAUUUAGGAGUUGAAGAAAGUCUGGAGAUGUUCCGUCUCAAGGGUUUACAGUUAGCAUGCACUUUUACCCUUCCAAAUUGUCACCAUUGGAGACUUUCUUUCUAGUUCCAAAUCUCCCUUAACUCAUUGAAACAAUGAUUGCCACCCUAAGUUUAUUGCUGAUAUCUUCCCAGAGAGACAAUGUGGUAUGAAGAAAAAGAUCAUUGGACUUGGAGCCAGAUCUGGAUUCAAACCCUAGCUUGAAUCUGGUACACGAAUUCAGUUUAAAACAACAAGCAUUUAUUAUAUGCCAAGCAUAAUGCAAGGAGAUAUAAUGACCUAGCAAGAAAGAAACAGUUCCUACCAUGAAGGAGCUUACAUUCUGUGUGUUAGCUGUGUGACUUUGGGCAAGUAAUUUCACUCCUUUGAGCCUCAGUUUGCUUAUCUUUAAAAUGGUGGAAGAGAAUGGAUUAGAUCAGUCAUUACGGAUUUGUGGGUGUAUGGGUCUUUAAAUCCACAAGGUUAUCAAAUAAAGACAUUUCAGUCUUUACCUCCAACAAAAUGUCAAGGGGGUGGGGGAAGGUUCUGGCAUUUUUUUUAUGGUAAAAAGAAAUUCUUUGACCCUCUGAUCCUCAUAUUUAAAAGCUCAGGAACCACCAGACUUGGGGGAAAUUAGGUGAAGACCCCUUCCAACAGCCUAAGAUUCUAACUCUUCCUGUGGAAGUCUGAGCAAUGAAUCUGAGCCACAGCAGGUGGUUUAAAGGCUAAAGGUCUUGUGCGGAACAAUCAAGUCUCUUCACCUCCCUUGGCCUCAGUUUCUUCCUAUGUAAAAUAGGACAGUUGGACUAGAUGCCUUUCCCAGUACCUAGUCGCCCUCAAUCUGUGAUGCUAUGAUCCCUUCUACCAAUACCAGAUCAAAGAUGAAGGCACUUUGAGUUCUCAUUUCAAACUUGUCUGCCUGGUU